CACCUCCCCGCUGCUAGCUCACGCCCCCCAACACGGAACGCCAACGGCGCCCCCCACACAAAACCGGGGGCAAAAGAAAAAAAAAAGAAGGAAGAAAAACCAAAAGAACGCCGGGAAUGGGCAAGCAGCAGCAGGCGCCACCGUCGCGGCGGUCCCCGGCGAUGUCGGCGCCUCCGCCGCCGCGGCGCCGGAAGAAGAAGGGCCGCCCGUCGCUGCUCGACCUCCAGAAGCGCAGCCUCCGCCUCGAGCAGCAGCUGCAGGAGCAGCAGCAGCCCCAGGCGCGCCGCUCCAACCGCCGGGACCCCGGCUGCGCCGACGACGAGGACGAUGACGGGCCCGCAUCCGGCUCUGGCCGCCGCGAGAAGAAGCUCCGCCUCGUCAUGGGCCUCCACGACGGAUCGGCCAAGGGAGAAAAGACUAGGAAAGCGACGGCUGGGCGUGAAGAACCUUCAGAUUCCGGGCCCACAACACCUUUGCCGAACAAAAAGUUAUUGGUCUUCAUCCUUGAUAGGCUACAGAAGAAGGACACUUAUGGUGUAUUCUCAGAGCCUGUUGAUCCUGAAGAGGUAUGUUUGUGCUUUCAAAGAUGAUGACUCUAUAUAUGUUUGGUUUGUUGGUUUUGAUUUUUGAACCUGACUG
This is a messenger RNA of Panicum virgatum (switchgrass), 639 nucleotides long. RefSeq lists its product as uncharacterized. NCBI's taxonomy places the organism in Eukaryota, Viridiplantae, Streptophyta, Magnoliopsida, Poales, Poaceae. The record is from RefSeq and is a predicted model, not a curated record. The transcript is spliced from 4 exons. Bases 117 to 590 code for a protein of 157 amino acids.